CAGACCGUGCCGGGCCGGGGAAGAGCUCUGUGAGUCCGCGGGCGCAGGCCGGAGAGCCGAGCACGGCCGAGACCCGUCCGCUUCCGCGCCCGGAGCGCCACGCUCCCCCGCGCCCCGACGAAGCCGUCCUCGCCGCUGCCGCCAGCGGGGGACCGCGCUCCCGGCUCCCGGGGCGGACGGAGCUGCGGAGCACGCAGGGCGCGCCGGGAGAGUGCUCCAGAGGCGGCGUGCGCGCAGGAGCGGCGGCGGCGGCCUGCAGGCGGCGGACUUCGGCGCGGCUGCUGCUCGGGGCGACCUCCGGGAGCGCCGGGAGCGCUCAACGAUGAGGGCGCGGCCGCAGGUCUGCGAGGCUCUGCUCUUCGCCCUGGCGCUCCACACCGGUGUGUGCUAUGGCAUCAAGUGGCUGGCACUGUCCAAGACUCCAGCAGCCCUGGCACUGAACCAGACGCAGCACUGCAAGCAGCUGGAGGGCCUGGUGUCUGCGCAGGUGCAGCUCUGCCGCAGCAACCUGGAGCUCAUGCGCACCAUCGUGCACGCGGCGCGGGAGGCCACCAAGGCCUGCCGCAGGGCCUUCGCCGACAUGCGCUGGAACUGCUCCUCCAUCCAGCUCGCCCCCAACUACCUGCUUGACCUGGAGAGAGGUACCCGGGAGUCAGCCUUCGUGUAUGCCCUGUCGGCUGCCACCAUCAGUCACACCAUCGCCCGGGCCUGCACCUCUGGCGACCUGCCCGGCUGCUCCUGCGGCCCUGUCCCAGGUGAGCCACCCGGGCCUGGGAACCGCUGGGGAGGAUGUGCGGACAACCUCAGCUACGGGCUCCUCAUGGGGGCCAAGUUUUCCGAUGCUCCUAUGAAGGUGAAAAAAACAGGAUCCCAAGCCAAUAAACUGAUGCGUCUACACAACAGUGAAGUGGGGAGACAGGCUCUACGUGCCUCCCUGGAAACGAAGUGUAAGUGCCAUGGAGUAUCUGGCUCCUGCUCCAUCCGCACCUGUUGGAAGGGGCUGCAAGAGCUCCGUGACGUGGCCGCUGACCUCAAGACCCGCUACCUGUCGGCCACAAAAGUGGUACAUCGUCCUAUGGGCACCCGCAAGCACUUGGUGCCCAAGGACCUGGAUAUCCGACCUGUGAAGGACUCAGAGCUAGUGUAUCUGCAGAGCUCCCCUGAUUUCUGUAUGAAGAAUGAGAAGGUGGGAUCUCACGGGACCCAAGACAGGCAGUGCAACAAGACCUCCAACGGCAGUGACAGCUGCGACCUCAUGUGCUGUGGGCGCGGCUACAAUCCCUACACGGACCGGGUGGUGGAGCGGUGUCACUGCAAGUACCACUGGUGCUGCUACGUUACCUGCCGCAGGUGUGAGCGCACGGUGGAGCGCUACGUGUGCAAGUGAGGACCCGCGCCCCGCCCCCGUGGAAGGGGGCUGCUCCUCUGAGGACCCACGGACGGGCCUGGCGAACUUCCCUGCAGAUCUCAGAUGCCAGGCGCGGGAGGUGGCUUGUGCUGUGACUCCACUUGGAAGCCACCAGGAACAGGAGGCCUGGUCGCCCUGGGAGGGCCGGGGCAUCAAAGGAAACUGAUAGGAUUAAAAAUAACCUGGCAGCCUGGGGCCCGAGUGCCCGCAUGCUGCCUUCCAGGCUGCUCCAAGAAGCCAGGGCAGGGACGGAUAAGACUGUGUGUAUUUGACCUUUCAAGGCCAGAAAGACCAGCCUUCUGGAAUGUCCUUUGGGACCCUGUGCCCACCACAUGGAACCACUAACUUGGGUUGUAAAUUUCUAUUCUCCUUCCCCCGCCCUCCUCUGGGAUGUGGGAGCUACAGAAAUAUUUAUAAAAUACAGCUUUUUUCUUUGGGGUGGCUCACUUCAAUUCUUCUUUAUAUAUAUAUUAUAUGUAAAAUAUAUAUAGUGGUUAUAUUUUAAACAAGCAUGUGAAGUAAAUGCUGAGCAAGCCCCAGCCUGCCCACAAAUCUCCGGCCUCCUCAAGUGAACCCAGCAGACCCUGGGCUGGCAGGAGGAUUCUCCAGUUUCCAGGCAAGGCGGCCUCCCAUUGAUGUCCCAGCCCCACCCGGUUCCCCGACCUGGUCUUGGCCUGUUUCCCUGUAUGUGAUCUGUUGGUCAAGGGUGAGGACAGACGUCUUGAAACAUAAACCCAGUUGGCAGUAUCUUUAUUCCUCAGGGACGUUUUUUACUACCAUAGCCCAGCCAUUGGCCAUGCUUUCAGACCCAUUAAGCUGGCUGCAAGAAAAACUGCCCAAGGAGGCUGCGACCUCGAGGAGGUAGCCCCGGUGGGUUUUCAGUGAGCCCCUAGGCGAUGGGACUGGCCUACUAUGGGCUGGCAGUGACUAAGGCUUGAAGCUGGGAAAGACCCAGGGUCACAGCUCAUGCCUGGACCAGGCUUGUGGCAGACGAUGUGCUAAGGCACAGGGACCAACAGGACCCCUUCUCUUUUUCAUUUUGGGUGGGGGUCCAGGAAGGCCAGGAAGAGCUGUUUGGGUUUGGUGCACGUGGGGAAGGAUAGACAGCCAGCUGCAAGCGGGGGAAAUGGUGGGGAUCUGAAUUGGGCAGGGGUGUAGACUGAGGAGCCAGUUGGACCCCCUUGUGGGCCUCUGGUUCUGGGGAGGCCAGGCUAUAGUCACUUGACA
Messenger RNA from Meriones unguiculatus (Mongolian gerbil), 2635 nucleotides. It is a transcript of the gene Wnt11, whose product is annotated as Wnt family member 11. NCBI's taxonomy places the organism in Eukaryota, Metazoa, Chordata, Mammalia, Rodentia, Muridae. Gene Ontology annotation, molecular function: frizzled binding; cytokine activity. The transcript has 6 exons. Gene Ontology annotation, cellular component: extracellular region. Gene Ontology annotation, biological process: cell fate commitment; neuron differentiation; canonical Wnt signaling pathway. The record is from RefSeq and is a predicted model, not a curated record. The coding region runs from base 323 to 1387 and encodes 354 amino acids.